This is a messenger RNA of Puma concolor (puma), 1096 nucleotides long. Lineage: Eukaryota; Metazoa; Chordata; Mammalia; Carnivora; Felidae. The record is from RefSeq and is a predicted model, not a curated record.
GAGAGCAGUAGAGGGCGGAAGCACAGUUAGUGCAGGAUGCGGUUCCUGGUUGCGUUGAUCGUGCUGAGCGUCGUAGUGGCGGACCUACCGCUAGAAAACUCUAGCCAGUCGCAGCCUCAGGCUACGGGAGACGGCUCUAGCAAGGGGAAGUCCCAGGUGCAGUCCACAGAAGAUGACUCUAACAAGGAGAAGCCCCAGCUUCAGUCCACGGGAGUUAACUCUAACAAGAAGUCUCAACUGCAGUCCUCGGGAGACGGCUCUAGCAAGGUGAAUCCACAGCCACAGUCCACGGGAGACGGCUCUAGCAAGGUGGAUCCCCAGCCACAGUCCACGGAAGAUGGCUCUAGCAAGGUGGAGUCUCAGCCACAGUCCGUGGGAGACAGCCCUAGUAAGGUAAAGCCCCAACCGCAGUCCACAGGACAGGGCUCCAGCAAGCAGAAGCCCCAGUCCCAGACAACGGGAGAUGACCCUAGCAAGGAGAAGCUGCAGCAGCAGUCCUUGAACUCCAACAAGCUGGUCUCCAACCCCUCCUCUGAUAACAAGGAACCCACCAAUCCUGACUUAAACAUACCAGCUGACAAAGAUACCUCUCUGCAUGCUUCUAGAGGUGAAUCUGGGGAGACAGUAUUACUGGACUCUGACCCCACUUCUCCACAGCAGGAGAGAGAAGGUAAGUCUUCAGAGCUUACAGAAGAUGUGGAGCCCAAGAAGGCUGAGGAAGGCGAUACAGAGCCUGAAGGUUCACCGCCCCAAGAAGAGAAAGAGAUGCCCGGCCUUGCCUCCAGUGAGAACCGUGAAGGAACACUUUUGGAUUCCAUGGGUAGGGAGAAUGAUGACCUUUAUAAAGACAGUCUUGGAAGUGCCAGUGCAGAGAGCAGCCACUUCUUUGCAUAUCUGGUGACCGCAGCCAUACUUGUUGCUGUCCUCUAUAUUGCCUAUCACAACAAGCGGAAGAUUAUUGCUUUUGUGCUAGAAGGAAAAAGAUCUAAAGUUACUCGACGGCCAAAGGCCAGUGAUUACCAGCGUUUGGACCAGAAGAUUUGAUUUCUGUGUUCUUGAGAACUUUGUCCUCCCUGCUGAUUUGUUUUUAAAUCAA